Molecule: messenger RNA, 36078 nt
Organism: Porites lobata
Lineage: Eukaryota; Metazoa; Cnidaria; Anthozoa; Scleractinia; Poritidae
Source: the annotation of a GenBank genome assembly
GCCUUUUUUCUUCGUGCACUCUCUCGAUGUAGAUCACUGAAACAACUUAUAUAUGUUUGGACUUUACAGUGAAAAGAAUCUGCUGCAGUGUAACCAAGUUUCGCAGAAAACUGGAGAUGAAUCAAAGUAAGUACCCAGGACACCUCCUUACAUGACGUUUGAAACAAACGUAACUAUAACAUAGUCUUUAGCAAACUUCACGAAACUUUUUAUUAGAUGCAAAGAGCUUGGUCAAUAUGAUCAAACCGAAGCUACCUUUCCGAUUCUUCUUAAUUUGUAGAGAUGCAGGAGUGGACUGAUUAUAAGUAAACUGACCUUUUAGGACAAUUUCGAUGAGAAUUCUAUGGCUUCUAAUUCACUGACCUUUAUAAAAUCUAAGCGGCAUGUUUCCCCGUAAGUAACACAUACAUCAUACUUGUCUUCAAGAUGUUGGCGUGAAUGACUUUGCAUAAAAAUUUGAAGCGUGCGGAUCCGAGUAUCGACAUUAUGUACACCGCCAUGGAGGUUAAGCGGAAAAAAAACUGACAGCUGCAUAAACGUCAGUUAUUUCAAGAGCAAAAACCGAAAAUCCAAUCUAAAAAAAUGGCUUAAACUAGGAAAAUUAUAUAAACGUACAUCUCAAUGCCUCUUUUAAUUUCCAAAAGUUCCAAGAUCAGUUUUCUUACCUAACAUUCUUAUCUCCAUCAAAUGGACAAGUUUAAUACUAAUAAUGUGUUCAUGAUAGAGAAUUACUCUGUAGGCUCGACUGAAGACACUUUGGAUACUUAACAAUACGAUAACUUGGCUUAAAUCGUUGACAACCAACCGCACGAAUAUAUGGGGGAACAAGAGCACUCCGACCCGUACCUUAUUUUCAAAAUAUAAGAGAUAAGAUGAGUCACGUUGUACGCAUUUUAAGAUGUCAAUGACAUUAUUACUGCUAACAGGUAAUUUCAAAGACGAACACAGGUUAUGCCACCUUCAUAAAGUUAGUGCACAAUAUGGCGUCCGGUCACGCGUUGCUGUGCUCUGUGGUUUUCCUUGUCGUUCAGUCGACGCUGUUUAACUUUCGCGCCUAGAAGUUAUCCUGUGCUCAUAACCAUAAGGUGAAUUCUUCGGCGAACCAUUUGGACAGGUCCGUUUGGUUUGAGUCAAGUUAUGUCUCUGUAAAUCUUAUUAGAUCGAUGGCCGUUACGAGAGACUUCAAGGCAAGAGAAAUCUCGUUCCGGCUAGAAGGUUUCCCUCGUGAACGAAAGCGGGACCUCAAAACAACCUUCAAACUUGGCAACCCUGGACAGUUAAUCAAACUGGUGAACUUUUUUGUCGCUGCCGGAAUUUUAAUGCAAGCAGGUGAUAUAUCACUCAACCCUGGUCCGGUAAACCACGCUAAGCGACCUUUGUGUUCACUUUGUCUCAAGACGAUCCGAAGGAACCAAGGUGAAGCUUCAUGUCAAGCAUGCAAUGGUCUUUUUCACCUGAAGUGUAUCAGAAUUUCGUUCGAGGACAGCAAGUGUUGUAAAAGCUGUAGCGAAGGAGAGGUGGUAGUCACUGAGCAAGUUAGCGAGAGCGAGAACACAGCAUACCCUAAACUUAAAAGUCUUUCGGAGUUGCUACUUUCGAAGGGCUUGAAAGUAUGUCAUCAAAACAUCCGAUCCCUGCUACCAAAGAUUGACCAAGUUCGAGCUUUACUAGAGUCACAUAAAGGAAUCAGCAUUCUUGGAGUUACUGAAAGUCAUCUUUCCAAUAAUGUUAGUGAUACUGAAAUAACGAUUGAUGGCUAUAAACUUUACCGAAAGGAUCGACAGAGUAAUCACAGAGGUGGUGGGGUUCUUGUUUAUUUAGCGGAUUCUUUAUCGGCUUUUAGAAGAGAAGAUUUAGAAAAACCCGAGCUAGAUGCUAUCUGGAUAUAACUUAUUCAGCCUCAUUCAUCAAAAAGGAUUCUGUUGGGAACACUUUAUCGUCCCCCCAGAUGGAUCUGAUUUCUUGGAUGCGGAGUUUACGUCGUCGUUUGAGCAUGUUUUAGAAGUUGCCAAUGCCGAAAAAAAAGAAGUGAUUAUAAUGGGCGAUUUAAAUUGUAAUUUUUCACCUGGUGCGAGGUGUCAGGGAGAAGCAAAGAAGCUCAAGAGCAUUCUUCAAAGCAUGAACAUGACACAGGUUGUUAAUGAGCCUAGAAGAGUCACAAGGGAAUCCCAAACUCUUAUUGACAUUAUCUGUACUUCUCAACCACAGAAUAUUACCUUAGUCAAGGUGGUCAAGUCAGCACUCAGUGAUCAUGACAUGACGUUAAACCACGAACGAUAAAAUGCAGAAACUACGGCAAGUAUUGUCCUACACGUUUUAAUGAAGAUCUGUCAUCUGUCUCCUGGGACAACCUCAGUGAGUGUCAGGACGUCGAUAAUGCGUGGUUGAACUUCAAAACAUGUUUCUUGCACGUGGCUGAUAACCAUGCACCUCAAAUUGAAAAGAAAGUUCGCGGCAGAAACAUCCCUUGGUUGUCAAACGAGAUAAAGAAAGUAAUGACCGAGAGAGAUCAUUUUUACCGCCAAGCUCGCAGGACAAACACCGAAUUACACUGGUCUAGAUACAAGAGUUUGAGAAAUCAGGUUACUGCCAUGAUUAGAAAAGCGAAAUCCAGCUACAACGGCAGAAUCAUAGAAGAAAAUUCUGAUGAUCCAAAGAAUUUCUGGAAAGCUGUUAAGAAAGUCCUUCCCAACAAAUCGGUUACACCUCAACCGUCAGCUUCUAUUGAGCCCAUCACUGUAGAUGGAAAAACAACCACGGAUGCCCUUACUAUUGCAAACGGUUUCUGCACAUAUUUUACAAAUGUUGUGGAAAGUUGCUUUCUAGUAUUCUACCUCUUAACUGGAACCAGUUGAGCACAGAAGCAUGUUUGAAUAAUUCAAGUCAAUCUUUGUUCUCUUUGAAACCAGUAUCAGCUGCGUUUGUUCAUCGUCAACUUAGGCUGCUUUUACAUCGAAAGGUACAGGACUUGACGGAAUUCCAGCCCGUUUACUAAGGGAUGCGGCUCCAAGCACCUCAGCUACGCUAACAGUCAUAAUAAAUCUUUCGAUUUCUUCUGCAGUUUUACCGGAGGAAUGGAAAUAUGCAAGGGUGGUUCCACUUUAUAAAGAUGGGGAUAAGAAGUAUAUGGAUAACUACCGUCCCAUCUCCGUUUUACCGGUGGCUUCGAAGAUCCUUCAAAGAGCCGUGCAAAUACAACUCCUCUAACAUUUAGAUAAGUCCAGUCAGCUAUCUCCCUUCCAGUGUGGUUUUCGAAAAAAUCAUUCUACCCAGGACGCGGUUACAUACUUCACGGAUUGUAUUAGGAAAGGCAUUGACGAAGGUAGUGUUACAGCAGCGGUGUUAGUCGACUUUCGAAAAGCCUUCGACAGUGUAAAUCACCAACUUCUCCUAAAGAAACUGCCUGAGUAUGGUAUCAACAACCAUGAACUGAGGUGGUUUAAGAACUAUCUUACGAGUCGAUGUCAAUCUGUUGUCUAUGGCAGCGCACAGUCUGCACCUCAGCAGAUAAAAUCUGGCGUCCCACAAGGGUCCAUACUCCGUCCGAUUUUGUUUUCGAUUUACAUCAAUGACUUGCCCAACUGUUUACUUCAGUCAAAGAUCCUACUUUAUGCGGACGAUGCUGUCCUUUUCUACGCUGACUCCAAUAUCGGAAACAUAAGUACCGUUUUGAAUAAAGAUCUAAAACAGUUGCAGUCCUGGACCCAUCUUAAUAAGCUGUGCAUUCAUCCUGUGAAGACCGAAUACGUUCUUUUCGGCACUCAACAACGAAUCGCUUCGGCCACCCUUUCAGAUGGGCCAUUUAGCUUAUUCCUCAGGGAUAAGCCGAUAAAUCAAGCACAACAUUACAAAUACCUUGGUGUGCUAAUAGAUGCAGAUCUCAAUUUCAAACAGCACGUGCAUGGAUAAGAUUAAGAUUAAGAUUUCCAAGAGAAUCGGUGUCCUCGGAAGAAUUAGAAACAAUCUAACUGUCGAUGCAGCCAAUAAAGAGAUAAACCUGGCUAAAUAACAUUUAUUAUUAUUAUUAUUAUUAUUAUUCAUUCAUUCAAAAGAUAAGGGCUACUUGGUUUUUGCAGUCCAUCCUGUAGUCAUCAGAAUACCUAGAUGGCAAUGACCUAGCGAAGUAGUCAAACUUUUAAGCAGUCUAUUUGAGGGUGUCAAUGGGUUAGAGGCAUUAACGGUUAAUUAACGGUUUAUCUUUUAGGUUUUACGGGGCUCUUGGCAAUUCGAAUUCUCCUCGUUCGGGUUAACAGACAUCUGAAGAACAUCUACAGUUUUGUAAAAGAUUAAAAGUUUCCAUCAGAAUAAGGUUUUUAAGGACCUUUCCGAGACAGAGAAAUGGCUAAAAUAGGGUUCAUGAGCAGGACCACAUAAGACACUUUUUUACUUAAAGUCGUAAAAAGCAAGAGGGGCACUCUCACAAUGAUAGAUCGUGAUUAAAAAAUACUUGGCCCAGUUGUUCGAAGACCCGUUAGCGCUUAACUCGGGUUUAUUUUUCUUGUCUUCAAAAGCAUUCUCUCGGGUAAUUUUCUCUGUAACUUUUAGAGCUUCUAAUCAUCAACUUGUAGACAAAAAGAAUUAAAACUGAAAUGCUUUUUCAGCUUUCAUAUAUCUGAAUUCAAAUUUCGCACUAACCCUGAAAUAUCUUAACCCAGCUUUGAACAACUCGGCCCAGGCUAAUUUCUCUACGACAAACGGAUAGAAAUUUUUCAGUGUUUCUGCCUAACGAUUAACACGUUCGGCUGCUUUAUGGCUAACAGUUAACCCCAUUCGGACCCUCUUAUAUCACAACGUUUUUAGGGAACAAGUUAAUAUAAAAAAGAAAACACACUAAGUCUUCUAAUAAAAUAAAUUUUACAGGAUUAAUCAUUUAUAUUUCAGGUAUGUUGCAGAUGGCGUCAUUUGCACCUUACAGCUCCUUUUGAAGCAAUUUUCCAUGUUAUGCAUUUCUGAAAGACAAAGGCGGAGAUUUUGUUAAAGGUAUGUUGAAGGACUUUCAGGAAAAAAACUACACACACAUGAUAUUUUCUUUCUUUCUUUUUUUAUCCAGCCAGAUAGGCUAUAUAUUUUAAAUUUACAUUGUGCACUCUCGUUACAUUAUUUUAUUUACAGUUAGAGCAGUUGAUAUUAUUUUCACACUUAAUCUUGGAAACCGAGAAACAAGAAAACUGGCGAUUCUUUUUUCACCAGACGACCGAAUCGAAUGAAAGCUGAAAAUAAAUUCAUCUCGUUAAAAUAAACAGAUAAAUAAAUAAAUAAAUAGAGAGAUAAAUAAAUAAAUAAAUAAAUAAAUAAACAAAAAGUAUCCGCAGACGUUAAUUAGAGCAGCAUAGAAAGCUUGGCCUCUUUCGAAAGAGCACAAAACCCCUUUUCAAAUGCCAAAAAAUAAAAUAUAUAUCUUUCACUCGAUGGUAACCCAUAUUAUUUUGCGAUUCCAUCAAAUUAAUGCUAAUUAGGUAAUCUGAUUUGGAUACUUUAACGCUACGCUUGCUCUAAUAUUAAACAUGUUUUAUCACGAAGCAAUGCUAUGAAAAGUGUGAUUUUAGCUUUUUUCUCUUAAAUUUCAAUCUCUGGACACAGGAGCAUGAAUUUGAAGAUAAAUUAGGCAACAACAAGCAGGGUUUUAGGGUAAAGGGCCAAGCUGAGCGACUAUUCAAAGCAUUCAGGAAAAACAGGUGGCUGAAAGCACUCUCGUUUACUUCGAUUUUCUUAAUUCUUCAGUAGCUGAUGACGCAAAUGGCAGCCAAAAGUAUUGUUAAACAUAUCUACUGUCGAAAUUCGUCGCCAAAAGCAUUUCCUUUGUCCCGGCAAGUGCCUAAUAUUGUUCUUGCAUUGCCGGACAUUUUUCACCAUUUUCAAAUUUAAUGCCGUGACAAUGUGCAUGUAAUCCAAAACUAGUCACGUUAUUGGCUGACUGUAAACAUCCUAUGUGCCAAAUAAGUAACGCAAAUAAGUAAAGCAAUUAUAUAUAUAUAUUGGAAGUAGGAAAAAAAAACCUACACUUUCAUCCCGACGAGCCUGUUUCGUGAUCGCUCACUCUUCAGGGGAUUUUAAUGAUAAGAAUAUUCAUAACCAUCGACUAUAUACUUUGAGAUUACAUUGUUGCGGAAAAUUUAAAUUUAAAUGUUUAAUUGUUACGUAGCAACGCUUUGUUUCUGUGGCGGCAAGAAGAUACAAGUUCGUUACGUUUGUUAUAUAUAUAUAUAUAUUGAAUCUUGUGGUUGAAAGCUUCAUUUAUUUAGAAUUUUCAAGGCCUUCUUUUCUGCAUAUUGAAAAGUAGUAGCAUAUCCACAGUGGAAUACACCUUUUGCUGUUCAUUACGAGAAAAUGCUCAAUCAUUUGCGUGAAAAGGCGACCAGUUGUGGAAGAUAUAUUCAUUGGCGCGAAAAUACGAACAUUUGCGCAUAAAUCAGAUUCAAUUACGAUUUUUGAAUUUUAACCAACAUUCAACAACACUUUUGGGCGUUCAUAUGCGUCAUUCGGCAUACAAAAGACACCAUCUUGAAAGUCAAUAGGGACAAUUUACAUUAAAGUGCAAACACUAUUCAUUAUCAUUUUUAUGACACUGUUUGCAAUUCAAUAGUAUAGGCGAAUCUUUGUUUACACUUUUUGCCUCAUUAACAAAUGCUUACCACUAUCUGAUGACGCUAAUAAAAUAAAAACUCUGAAUAUUGAAAGGGUAUAACAGUCUCAGUUAUCUCUGAAAAUUUGAGCCCAAUACACCGAAUAGUUUCGGAGAAAUUCUCUUCUAAAAACUCGAAAUUUUACAGAGAAUGUAUGGCUCAUUAACUUUUUUGCCACACAGCAAUUUCGCAGUUUUUGAUGGCUGAUAUUUCCGUCAAUACUGCUUGCAAAGAGCUGAAAAUUGCACAAAUUUCUCAACUUAAUAAGAUCUUUCAACUUUUGCAUUUAGUUCAUAUAUACGGCCACGGCCUCUAUGAGUUAAGUCGUAUGCUAAUGAGGAAAAAUGUAAACAAUGACGUCAGCAAAGAUUCGCCUAUUCCUGGACAACCUUAGGAUGGAUAUGACAAACAUUAAUGCGCUUGUACAAUCAAUUCAGCGUUCUUUACUUUUAAUAUAUUACAAAAUCGAUUUUCAAUUAAACAAUAAAAAAUUCAAACAAAUUUGGCCUGAAUUUCAGUCCAUAAAUGUAUACCCUUCAAAAACCUCUCUAUUUAAACAUUUUGGGAGGUAGCUUUGCAUAAAAUGGUACCCUUAGCACAUUUAGUUGCGGCCACAAUGUCAUAUCUGCGCAGAGGUUCGAGCACAGCAGUACAUGUAGUUGUGUCUGAACUCCGCUAGUGGGAUUUCUAGGGCUUUGCCCUCACUCCUGCUAUACAUGUACAUCUUUGAAUUUCCGGACGCGAGAUGUCGGCCUUAGGUAUCGCUUUCAGUCAACUUAAAACCUUUUCAAGGAUUUCAAGUGGGGAAGCUUAAGCCGUGUACGUAUGGCGCGGGAAUGGCCAAAUCUAGGUGGGCUGAAACCCCGUCAUACGCAAAGACCCCCGACUUAUCGGGAUCCAUUUUUUUCCUCGCCCGUGCCAAAAGGUCAGUUAAAAACUGACACAGCAUUCAUUACUCCAGCAGCUGCUGAACAAAACAUUUGAUACUAGGUGAUUUUGCCAUGGUCAUAGUCAAGUUUCGUCCUCGUUGGCCGCAAAGUUGGCGGUACGCCCUCCACUCCCUGUUGCGCCCCACCAUGACUUCUGGCCGUCUAGGGUAACUGUACAGCCGCAGUUGUCGACGAACUCACAGUGGCGAAGUACGGCGUGGUUCUUUAAACAAAUUCAGGCCAAUCUUUGGGGGAAAUUGGUAUUAUUUAAUUGAAGAUAGAUUUUUGUAUAUUAAACGUAAAGAACGUUCAAUUAAGAGCCUGUUUACAUGGAGGUGGGGGACCCCAGAUAGGUGAGGUAACAUGUGGCGGGUCACCACACCUAUCAUGUAAACGUGAUCAAAUUAAAAUGAGAGAUUAUGUGGACAGGCGGGUUACCCACCAAAGCGGGUUUCCUCACCUACCUGGGGUCCCCCACCUCCAUGUAAACAAGCCCUGAUUGUACAAGCGCAUUAAUGUUUGUCUUAUCCAUUUUAAAGCUGUCCAGAAAUGCUAUUGAAUUGCAAACAGUGUUAUAAAAAUGUUAAUGAAUGGCGUUUGCACUUAAAUGUUCGUCUAUUGUCCCAAAUGAUUUUCAAGAUAAUGUUAAUGACUCGAAUAUUGGCGUUAAUGAAAGCAUAUUUUUCUCCUUUAUAUGUUGAAUGACGCAAAUGAAUGCCCAAAAAUGUUAUUGAAUGUUGAUUAAAAUGCAAAAUCGUUAUUGAAUCUGAUUUAUGCUCAAAUGUUCGCUUUUUCGCCCAAAUGAAUGUAUCUUCGCGUUGUUGGUCUCCAUUUCACCCAAAUGAAUGCGUAUUUUCUCUUAAUGAACUGCAAAAGGUGUAAUACUUAAGCUUCAUUAUUUCAGUGCGGUAUGUUACUGUCAAACUCAGAAAACCAUGAACACCUGAACAAUUUCAGGAAUGUUGACUGUGUACUGGCCAAUCACAAUAAAGUUCAGGAUACGCAAGCGAACCUCAAAACCACAACUAUUAAAUUACCGUUGUUGUUUGCGGUUUAGUUACUCGCGCCUUAUUGGCUUAUCUCUCGCAACACAAUAACAUUUCAUGAAUAUUCCUGGUUUUCACCGUUUUGUGAGUUUCACAGUAAUUAUUAUUUUUAAAUUGUGCUAAAUAAGGAGGGCGAAAAGCGAUCAUAAGUUUAAGUGGUAUAAACUAAGAAGUUUCCUACCCUUGUAAGCAGAAGCAAAAAGAAUGCUGAACUGGUAUUAUAGCACUAUAUUUCCUACCCUCGAGAAGAUUUAACGCAGAUCUGAUAUUUUUAAUUAUGCCUUUUAUAAUGUAUUUCAGUUCAUUUCUACAACACCAACAAGGCCUCUUCCAAUUCUUCGUAAAAUGUUAACAACAACAAUAAUAAUAAAGUGGUGAAAACUUACAAGGUAACAAGAAAUUUAAGUUUCUAUUAUGUUAAUUAGUAACAGUAGGCCCAAAGGGUACACUACAUUUAAUUUAGCAAUCCAUGUCUACUAUUAUUAACCAUGAUCUGGUAAACGUUAAGGUCCCGGAACGGUACCCUGAGGUUCAAUUGAUAAACAAAAAUGGUGCUAUAACAUUAAGUAGUCAUCGGGUAGUUCUUACCUAGUAUUUUAAGAACAGUGGAUGUGCCGUUAUCACUUGCACGUUUUUCUUCCUGUCAAUGUUGUAAACUACUCUCAUCGUCUUGAGUAGUCUUGUAGUGAGACGUCCCUUUUCGUCGAAGUGAGGUAGCUCACCAACUUCUUCUUUGUACUUUUUUAAAACUACCUUUCUUCUAUCUUUUUGAGUAUAUAUUUUGUCUGGCCAACGGAUCGUCUCCCUGAUGAUAUUUAAAACUUUAGUCCUUGAUGAACCUCGCAAGAACAUCGUUUUGAUGAUGCGACUGUUUUCUUUAUUAAAUCGUGCACAUCUGAAAAAUAUAACAAAGUUUUAUCAUUUUCGUUAAUGCAGCUUGAGCUUGUCGUAAAAAAGGUGAUUACUUGCAUGCAGAAUAGCCAUAAAAUUUCAAUGAUUUGGGGUUAUUUUCUUAAAAAAAUUGAAAAUUGAAAUUCUCUAUUCCUAUAUUUAUGAUACUUUUCCGCCUUUUUCUUUUAUCGUUUUGGUAUAUGCAAGUCAAGGUGUCGUUAGUUUUUUUAGGUUGUUGCAUCUGCUGUAGUUUGAGUGGUUUAAAGUUACAUUAAAUUACGCAUACCGUCUGCAAGGGAGGGAGGGGGGCAGAGGAUAUUUUUUAAAUGAGCAUUUUUUUUAUCAUAUCCUCCCCACGACAUAAAAAAAAGAAAAAAAUUCGGACAUCCCUUCUUAUGACAAACAACCCUGCUCUUUAGGAAAGUAAAUUACCGGCAAUUCAACCACAGCUGAGGUGCAGAGAUCGUUUUUAGUCAGUGGCCUUAAACAAAAGGUGACAACAAAAGUCAUUAAAUUAUGUUCAAAGUAGACAGACUGCAAAUUAUAGUAUACGUUAGUAUACGUCCGCCUGUUAAAGAGAGUUGUAACACGAAACUCCUCUGGCUCAUUGUGUUUAAUACAGAGAGGACCAUGUGGCAGUUUGAGACUUUGAACAGUAAAGGAACAGGCCCAAAGGAAAAUAAAACAAACGAAAUAAAUUCUAAGAAAAAGCCAGAUGAAAAGCAAACCAUCAACACGUGCUCUAGGAUUUUGAAAGGCCUAAUCUGAGAACAAAAUAAGGUGUUGAAAGUUAUAUAGCCUGCCUCUUAAUAAGAGCUACAGUAAACAAAUUAACCUGACCUAUAACUUUGCAAAGGGGUGUGGCUGGGGGUUCGGUGAUGUGGUUUGGAAGAAUUGCAACUACUGGGAUGGAAAAUGAUGCAUAAUUAUUUUCUUUUCGUUGUUAACAUAAGGAUUUUGGUGCGUUUGCGAGAUAUCUCUUUUUAAUCACCCACCCAGCCCCUUUCUUAAAAUGUUAAAGGAAGGGUCCCAAAGAUAAGUAUAGGGAUUUGUAGAUUUCCUUUUAGUGGUUGAGAAUUAAUUGGUUUAUUGUAUUAAAGUUAGUUGCUUUUUCAUUGUAAGUAUAUAAACAGGGGUUUCGCUUUUAGCCCUUGCUAAAUCUGUAUAUUACUUAAUAUAGAGUCAUGUGUGAUAAUGAAUUGUAUAAUUAGUGAUCUUGAGGAAUUCUUAAAGCCUUGAUCUGCCUAGACUACCUUUGCUACUUGCUGGACAACCCUGAAUAUAUGUGUAUAUAAAUGCCUUGAAGUUUGAAACAGUGAUCAACAUAAACGUUUUCCUGUCAUGAAUCCGGCGUGAAGCUACCCUGCGAGCAGAGGCUACAUUUUCGCUGGCGUGAAUUCAAAGUGCGUUGUUGAAGACGUCUAGGAAAUAACUUUUAUCUUUGUUUACAGUUGUUCUCUAGUGUUCUCGCCAAAAUUUGAUUCAUGCAGACCAUAUUUCUUAAAUAAGAUAAAGGAAUGAUGACGUUGGGUUGCUCCUAAUGUUCAGAUGUUUGGUUGGCGAGAACUUGCAAGUGGUUAUAAUGUUACAAGGGAUCUUUCCAACGAGCAUUUCAAGGAAUAUCCCUUUUUUGUGAAUUAAUAUAUUUCUAUAAACGUAUUUGAAGUACGUUACAGUGAAUGAACUAGCGGCUUUGUUACACUAGAGAUUGUUUUAGUAUAUGUAUCUUAGCAAGCAUUUGGAAAAGAUUAAAACUUUGUUGAUCUCUUGAGCUUAGUGGAAGGCUAUUCCAUAUUCCGCUAAUAAGUACAUCUUGGAAAAUUUACCAUAAUUUGUUCAUUGAUAUCAUCCGAUAGAGUAUAUAGGAGACUGAUCAUGUAUGUAGUCAGGUCUAAACGUUCAUUCUGAGCAAAGUUUGCAGUGGAAAUAAGAAAACAUAAAAAAGAGCUAUUACGUAUGUGUAAUGAGUUGACAAAUACUCAUAAUUUCUUCUCCUUACUUUGAGAUAGGUAGUACCAUGCUCUCCAUGACUCCUGGCAUUUUUACUAUCUUUGAUGAUACUUGAUUUAUAUGAUUGAUUUUCCAUACUACAGUUUUCCCUUUUUUUGCUUUAAACACCGUGGUGUGAUAUGUUUUUUUAAAGAUCCAAAGUGCGACCGAGCAGUCAGUCCAGCUUCGGUCUCGCAAUGCGGGGUUCCUGGGUUAGAGUGCUGCUCUGGCCACUUGCUGGAUUUGUUCUCGGUUGUCCUGAGUUCAUAUUCUCGAUCACGAACAAACAGCCAGCUGGUUGCAAUGUCUCAUGUCAGUUGGGGUUUUUAAUCUUGUCAUGUUCUAGUUAGAUUAUUUCUUUCUAAGUAUUUGAGUGGAGUGCCUGUAAUCUAGCUGGAUAAGUGGACUUUCCAUCAUGUACAAGCCUUUAACCAUUUUUAAAGAUCAUUUGACAGAAAGCCACAUUGUAAUUUUCUUAAGUUUCUGAUUUAUAGUAGUAGUAUAUAGAAAUACAGGGUAUCGAUGGUUACUUUGAUUUCUGUAAAAUAUAUUUCUAUCGCUCGAAAAUAAUUAUGUUGAAAUUUAACAUUGUUGAAACUAAAGGUCUCUUCACUGAUCCCUGCGGUACUCCACCUUUAAAAGUUAAACUGUCAGAAAUAUCUGACUGGUACUUAACAGUUUGCUUUCUGUUUUUUUUAAAUAAUUUCUAUUCCAGUCUAAAGCUACCCCAAUUCUCUGAUACCAUAAGGCUCUAGUUUUUCUAACACAGUGUUGAUUAACUGCACUCGGUAACAAGAUCUAGAAAUAAACCAACAGUACAUUUGUUGUUAUCUAUCGAUUUUAAUAAUCUAGUUGCAAGAUCUAACGUUGAGACUAGAGUUGUUAAAUGAUUGGAGAGCCAAACUGGCUGUGGUAUUGUAUGUUGUUUAUCACGAGUCCCUUGUAGCUUUUUUGGAAUUUUUCUAAAGUAUUGGAGCACUGUAAUUGGUCAAUUGUUAGUAAAAAGUUACUUUUCGUUUAUUUUGAAAAUUCUGGUAACUAGAGUUAUUUUUAGUUGUUCUAGUAUCACACAAGUAAGAAAUAAUUGGUUGAAUGUAUGUGUUAGGAGUUAAGUUAUAAAAGUUGAUACAAUUCUUAGAAUUCUGAGCCAUCGUAGCCACAUGAUUUAUUAACAUUAAACUAUAUAAUUCAUCCUCAGCUUCUUCGUUUUCCUACGAAUAAUAGUCAAACUUGGGGAGUAAAAUGGAACAAAAUACAGCUUCCAGAAAUCGUAGGGAAUUCAUGAGAUAACCUUUGAAUUAAAUCGUUCAUGAAUCAGGUACAUUCACCUAGAAAUUUGUAGCCUUCGUUUACCAAAUUAAGAAACUUGCAGACAGCAAUACUGUAUUUCACAAAAGAAAGCAGCUGGGUGCCACAGUACGUAGCAGGAUGGCGAAAUCUCAUUUAUUUCGCCCAUGAUCUGGGACGACUUAAAAGUCAAAGAAGACGAUGAGAUUUAGGGUUCGAAUCACUCUAAUAGAGACUGACCUUCGGGCGAGAUGGUCCCAUUCCUUUAGUUUAAACCUUCUCGGUAUAUGCAUUUUCCUGGCCAAUUGGGAAAGUAAAUACUUUUCUUUUCUUAUCGCCAUCUUCAAAACUCCCGCUUAAUUCACUUGUCCCCAGACUUCCCCAGGAGCUUUCUUCUUCGACCUUCCGGACAAGGGACGAAGAGAGCCAUUGGAAACAAUUAACCAAUAACAACCAAAACAGCAAAGACAAAAACGACUCGAUUUCCCUCGAUAUUUUGGCUGUUCUUCUUCAGGGAAAGCAGGCUAAUAGGGAAACGGUACGCACGUCACUUUUAGUUGAUCUUUAAGUGUGGGCUCAUCAGCCGUUAAUAUGAACGGACUUUUUUAAUCCUAAUAUUUAAUCAAUCAAUUGUUGAAGAAAAAUAUGAGUCUUCUGUCUUUCAUCUAAAAGAACUGGAGUACAAAAUGUUUUCAUUUUGUUCUUCAAAAAAGCCCCCGCAAAAUAAUUUUGUACUCAGUCCCCACGCCAGCUUAGCAUGAAAGCCUGGCAUUUUCCAUUGUUAAGACCAACUCUGAUUGGGUAUUUUUAAGUAUUUGACCCUUAAUGAUAGCCAAUGAGAGGCAGGUUGUUCAAUGCAAUGGUUCAUUGCAUGUCUAUCGUAUCGUGUCGAGUAGAAAAACAUUCCAAAACAUCUUUAUAUAAUUACAUUUUUUCAUAUCAGUCCAAGAAAUCGAAAGAAAUAAGUUGUGAUAUUCGAUAUACAAUAGGAGAGCGGUCACGCAGGGUACGUUUCCCUUUUUCAUCCUCCGAUGGCGAGUUAGGUGAAUUUCUAGAAAGAAAUGAUCGCCCACUUGACGGGUAUUAAAAUCAGAAUUAACCUUUUUGCUUCAUUUGUGUUCCGUUGUAGACAAAGUCAUUCCCGGUGUUUUCGGAACGUCAUCGAAUGAAUAGAUGGAAAAAAUAUGCAGCCAUCAGAAUUUUUAUAUUCGUCGUGUUAGAGGUCUUAUAUCCCUGCUGCUUACAAGUUUCGUUCCAUCCCAAUUUCAUUUAAUGCUUGAGCGGUGCGUGAAAUUUGUCAACAUGCAGUUUUGUUAUGGAUAAACGCUUAAAGCGCCUCUUGUGCGCUUGUGUUUUUUGAAUUGAUUUCAAGAAAGCAUUCCCACUUACUACUGUUGACCAUGGCACGUAGAUUUAUAUUUUAGUAGAGUGAUUAUUAUGAACAUCCUAUCUCUCUGUGAUAUUGAUGCUAAGUUAUGACUAUUUUACCUCUAAAUUUUCUUUAUUACGAAUCCGUUUGUUGUGUAAUCAAAUGGUAAACGGAGGAACAUUUUAAAACUAUUCAGCGAUAUUCAUUUUUGAACGGUGAGUUCGUCAUCUAAUAACUUACACAUUUAGAGAUUUGGGUUUUAGUAAUUCAAGAGUGUUCCUUCAAGAGUAGAAGAGAGUAAGAGAGUAGUAAGAGAGCUCCCAAAAAAUAAUUUAAGCGGCGAUACUGCACUCUUUCGUUGUUGAUAUUCUAAAGAAGCAUGAUGGCUAACUAUUGACAUUUCCCAAAUAGAAUUAUUUCAGUGUUCAAUAAAACAUACAAAUAUACUUGUCUUGAUUCGAAUUUAUUAGUGAUGGAACUGGUGAUAACGAACCGUAGUAUAGUAAUUAUAUGAAAUGUAAAUUAUAAAAAACUUUGUGUAAGCAAUUAUGUUAAAUGAGUCUCCUUUUUGUGAAUGUAGUAAAGCUUUGGUAUGACAGACUUUUCUGCCUAGAUUAGCUAAUUCUACCUUGUUGUAUUUGCAAAUAUUAACCCAUUGCUGGUUUCCACUUAAGUCGCUUUCACACAAUCGAAAUAAAAAUAAGGACCAAUACAGCUAAUAAUCUAGGUAAAUAUAGAAGACGAAUAUGUAAACAAUCUCCUUUAAGAUUCAGAUCAGUGCGGUCUUUUUAUUUAAGAUAUUAACACAUGUUUCAGAUAAAUAUAAAAAGACUAGUCUGUUUAGUGUGGAGACAUCACACGUAACAGCAAUAAUAAAUUUACACAAGAUAUCUGCUCCAUUGACUUACAUAUGACCGACGUUAUUGCUACAGGGCAAAGUUGGCUGGAUAGUGCCCUUUGAGGUUUUAACAGUAACAGUAACUUUUGCAAUAAGCUAGUCAGCUUGUAGCUUUGAGAAUAUAUAACACAGAUAAGGAGCAAUCUGAGUUGCAGCUCCUUUAAGAAUAUAUUGGAUAAAUUGUAUAAGGACCACAAGCUUUUAAUUUUGGGGGUAUAAAUUCCGGGAGAUUUUAGUUAUACCAGUUUUUUCUUUGAUAUCAUAUAUUACCAGAAUUGCUUACCAAGGUUUCAAUUAUUGAUGGUACAGAGUCUUUUGAAAAUGAGCCUGUUUGGUUUUCACUUUUACGUACGUGUUUCCUGGUGGACUUAAAAGUUGCAUGGCCCCAUUUACCUUUUUUAUGCAGUAAGAUGCGGAUUAAAUAGUUUUGGGGGUCUGGUUUGUGUGUUGCUGACAGCUUAGUUUGUCUUAGUUUUUGGAUAGUGGUGUCAUGUCAUUACCCUUUAUCUCACUAGUCCCUCAGGAUGCUCGAAUCAGUUGGUGAUUGAAAGCAAAUUUUGUUUCAAAAAGAGUUGCAGCGUACCUUUUUGCAAGAUAAUCCCAGUAUUUCAGGUAAAAUUUUCUUGGUAUGUGCAUUUUAUCAGAAAGUCUUUUAAGAAGAUCAGAUGUAUUUGGGAUCAGCGCCAUUUUUUUUCGAAAUUUCCCGCUAUUGACCCCAACAACACUUGUCUCCAGGGCCUCUCUUCUUCCAUCAUUGUGACGUGCACCAGCCCUUACUUAGAAUUGUCCACAAUACGCUCAAAAUUUUACGUUAUUCUUUUUGCGCGACUUAUAUUAGUAUUACGCGCAAAAACGCAUCUUUAUUAUACUCCAUUAUCCCCACAUAAAGUGGAACUGUGCUUGCUGCACCGGCCGACGGGAUUGGUGUUGUAGAGACCCGUAGCUGCUUUCGCCGCCUUUCUCCCGCUACUUUUUGUCCAUUGAGUUUGGUGAAUCUCUUGAAUGAAAUUGGGUGAGUUGUUAGAGGUAAAAUUUAACUUUAUUCUUAGACUAUGUACUCAGUAUAUGAAUAUUUGUCGCUUUUAAAAUUAUUCUGUUUACGGUUCAUCGAUCUUGGUGCGUACAAAAUGUGUAUGCUAAUCAUGAGGGAAAACAUAACUAGCUGCGUAGAGAAUUUGUUUAAUGGGACGUUAUAAUAUCGUAUGAUUUUUAGUUUAAUAGAGAUAAUAAGUCCUCCAGACGAGAAACGCGAGUUCCAAACAUUUACAAUAAUUUCCAGACUGCAACAUAGACUAUAAGCUCUAUAAAUUUGUGUGGAAUUUAGAUCAUUAGCGAAUAAAUUAAAGUUCGGAAUGUCGUUGCUUAUUAACUUCGAGAAGGUUUUUUAAUUCACUCUCUUCUGCUUCAUUUCAAUUCAGUUUUGGAUUUUGCUUUUUUACAAUCCAUACUUUUUUAUGAAUUGAAUUAUUUGUUUAUUUAUUGCUUUCUUCACAUAGAAGAGAUUGUUUUAACGAUAAUUAUUCAAAGGUUGAUGAGGGAAUCGACAGAGAAGCAAACAUUACUUGAAACUGUAGAUCCCUGUAAACCUUAUUGAAUAGCUAUACCCAAUUAAAGUGGAGGAAAAACUAUUCAUCUCAAAUUAAAGUUAGGAGGGCAUCCACACAGCCAUAUUACUGAAAUAAAUAGCAAUCAUGUAUAAUUCUCAGAUAACUUUUUGGAAGAAACAAAUUAAAAAAAAAUAAUCGAACAUAAUCGUAUAAAACAUAUUUUAAGAUUUAUCUAUGAUCAUUUAAAUGGGAUUUGCAGGUCAAGUCUGGAUUAUUUCUGCGGCACAUUAUUUGUGCCGUACCAUAAUAUUUCUACAUCUAGAUCUUCUAUUUUCUGUUCCUUAAUUAUUUUGAGUUCUUGAAAAUACUGCUAUACUGCUCUCUUUAGUAGUAACCGUAAAAUUGUAGAUAACCUUGAAAAAUUAUUGUUGGCCCGUAUAAUGUCACUAAUGGAUGUACGGCUAAAAAAGUAUAUUUCUUUAUAAUGUUUCGGUCACAUUUAGGUUUAUUGACAUUUACACAAUUUGUUUGCUUUAAACAAUUCUAAUGAGUUUUUGCGUAUUGUAUUAUUAUAUUACACUUAAUUCAGAAGAUACUGUUUAAUUUUCAGCAGUGUUCAUUUCUCUGAGAAUUUUUUUAUUUUGCAGACUUUUUUUCCUUCCUAAACAUCCUUUUAACUCGAUUACAACGACAUCUUCUGAACUUACCUGUUCAAUCAGUUAAAGUCAGACAAAGUGUCAAUCAAUUAGUAACUGUCUCGUAAGGUAAAUAUUGUCAUAUAGUGAAGAAAAAACCUCAAGUUGUUUUUCUGCUUUUUUUUGUUCUAAAUAAUAUUAUCUUAAGUCUUUAAAGAGGUUUCAGCUACAACUUCUUGUUUCCCUUAAUGAAAACAAACAAACAAGAAAAAGGAAUAAAAAAGCACAAGGGAAAUGAGUUGCUUGGAACACUUGAGAGCCAUUUUCUGAGAAAAUCGAGAAUCGCAAGACACUCGUCAAAAAAUCGAAUUUUUUAUUAUUUUGCCAAAACAUCCCUUUUAGUGACCUGAUUUAAGGAAAAAUAGUUUUGGGUUCAAACGAUUCAUUUUAAAGGAGAAAUUAAAAAAAGUUUGAAAAAUCGAUUUUAUUCCUGUUUUUCGAACAAAACACGGCAGGAUGCAAUGGCAACUUCGAGAGAAGGGUGAACGCGUAAGAAACAUUCCCUGACACUGAAACUUCACCGAAUUAUUAUUUUGUUCUUACUCUUGAAAACCUUAAAAGAAAAUUUGAUAAACAAUGUCUUAUAUUUUUAUAAUCGACAAGUCUAAAGAGGUCAUAUUUGUGACGUUAGACAUCCUAGAAAACGAAGGCCAACUUUGACUAUUAAAAAAGGCCUCUGGUAUAUGCCGCUUGAUCAUAAAAUCAAUAUAAAAUGGAACCUUGGCUUUUGUACUAACUUACUGGAAAGUUUUAGCUCUGGAAAUCAAAUACCAUCCUGACACCAAAGCAAGCGGUGAGAGCAAUUGAAUUGGGAAAUUUAUGCAAAUUAGACGGCUUGCGGACGGUUGUCAAACUAAAAAGAAAGGUUUUACAUGAAAGGAUUACUCACCAUUGCUUGUAACACGUUUUUACGGCAAGAAAAGUUAUUUCCAACUUCUUUUGCGUCGGUUUGAGUCACAAAAUCCAUAAUUUUAAGCCAAAAGGUUCAAAAGACAAACGUACGUUUGCUCAGCGACUGCGCCAGAAUCCGGCCGUGAAUCGAAAUAAAGUCACAACACGUCACUGCGGUCCUUUGGAAGCAAGAGUUGCAAGAGUUUUUACUUCAGUCAGGAGGCCAAAAGAUUGAAAAUUCAUCGCAAACUAAUGACUUCGAUUUUGAAAACCUUUCAUCACUUCAAUCGUUCGUCGGCUGAUAAUAAAACCUUUGGCGUGUGACCGGAAAUCGGUCACACGCUUAAGUCACGUUAGCAUACUGUCACAAAUUUUAAUACGAUUUUUCACGUUUGCUUUCGACAAAAAAUAGACUCAUCGAAAUAAAAUCAGGCCUGCUUUAUUUGUUUGUUUGUUUUUUAAUUUCUUUUAUAGCCUGCAGAACUUGUUCCCCAUGCAUCGCGCGUGUCUCGCACCCCCAGUCCGCUUCGCAGUGCUAGCAUGAAAAGCGCAAAAAACUGAAAUUGACUCCUGUUCUGCAGUAGACACCUUCUAGGCAUUGACAGGCUGUGAAAAAAGUGUAUUUUUUUUAUUAUUAUUUUUUGAAGUGCUACAUCAUUUUCCUAUAAAUUUCAAACGUGACUGCUAAAAGACUGUUUGGAACCCAUGGAUGGAGAAAAGCUGUGCCGGAGAGAAGGUCAACCUCCCAGCCGAGCCAACUUUUGCGAGCGUUUGUAUGAGGAAAAAACUGACCACUUUGUCCGAGUCAACAGUGCUUGCGCAUGCUGUCUUUGUCUAGCCUUGACCAAAGUGAAGAAAUAUUAGCCGGGCUAGAAGGGUGAGGCCACCACUACCGGCUCAGUGGAGGGCUGACUUCCGGAAGCCCUCAACCCCGCCCACUACUGGUAGUAAGGCGUCUAUCCGAACCAACCUUUUGUUUCUCAUGUAAAUGGUUUACCAAGUUUUGUAAGGAAAUGGAGGAAAAGUUGGCUCACCCAGGGUAGCUUGGGAGGUGAGUAAACACCAGAUAACCCCAAUAAUAAGCACAAACUUUGAUUGUCAGUUAGAUGUCCACUAUUUUAAGUAAGCGACCUGGCAUGUGAUUGUCGCAUCCAUGCCCCCUUCCAGAUCCCCUUUAUUAUCGGUAAGCCUCUGGUAGGUCAAAGUAAUACAGUCGUACCUCCAGUAAGCGACCACCAAAAAUGAAAGACUUAAUGGUCUCUAACGGGAGGUGGCCGUUUAGAAGAAUCGGACCACAUGGGGUCUAUUCCGAGAAGAGGUCCGGGCACAUUCUAUUAAAUGGCGGUGUAACAAAUUCCUGGCAAAAUAUUAUCUUUUACCUCUUUUGAAAAAUACAGCUUUUAAAUCAUGCUCAAUUUAAAGAGGGAUUCAGGUGAGUGAGAUAUAGAAUAGUCUAGAAUCACAACAGAAUCUUCACUUUGUUGGCUACAUCUACUAAGUUAGGAUAUGUGUAGUUCCACGAUGUCACUAAAGGUCUUCAUAUUUUCCAAGGAACAUAGUGCACACAGCAAAAAUAGAGAGCAGAGAAUGCGUCAACUGGUCGCUUAUGGAAAACAAUUAACCCAAAAAGUGGUCGCAGUCACUUACAGAAGGUCGUUUACUGGAGGUUAAUCCAAAUAUAAGGCUUUGAAUGGGAAAAUUUGGUCUUUUGGAUUGGCGGUCGCACAUGGAGGUUCGACUGUGUUAGGUCUAUUAGAGUAUGAGCCACCAUCACCUCACUGUGAGUGACGAGAGCCAGGAACGUAUAGUAUACACUCCCUUGGGACGCACAGAAUCGUUGUUUUGAGGUCCCGUUUAGCGAAAUGGAUCAUUCAAGGGAGGUGCUGAAGUCCCAGUGAAAUUUAUAAGGUUUAUGGGUUUUUAGUGCAAGGCGAAACACAAUACUUAGGGCCCUGUUGUUCAAACGUUGAACAACAGGAAAUCACUAUCAAGCGAAUAAGAUGAAGCAAUUGCGUUACUUAUUGGAUAUAGAUUUAUCCAGGGGAAAGCGUUAGUUCCGGGGGCGUUAGUCAACUUUUCGAACAUACCGCCCCUAAGUCACUCUCCUCCGAAGACUUACCCUGGGCGACCUGGAUAGGGGAAUAUAAUACUCGACCUUCCUUGCAUCAUCGCGAGAGCCUAUAACCUUCACUUUCUUUUGGCUCGUCCUAUAAUCCUACCCAACGUUCGUGGGACAGGAAAGUCUGCGUGCGAGGCUUUGGAAUCUAGGGAGACUAUGGUAGCAUGGUGCAAAUAGCCGGGAUGAGCUACUUUGUCCACACGAACCAAGAGGACUGUGUCUGCUAGAAGAAAUGAGACGUAGCUUUCUGUGAUAAGUAAUAUUCCAACAUUAUAGGAUCAUAGUUUGAAGCCAUUUCACAAUCACUAGUUUCCGCGCACCUCUACCGGCGAGUUGUGGACAAAAGCAGCUGAUAGCUGUAUACGAACCUUUUUUCCACAAAAUGGUUUCUGGGUCUUCGUAUUCGACGGUGUCAUGUCUUGAUUUUUUUUUAAUCUUAAUCGAGGUCUUUUUUAUUAUGUACUCUCUAUCUGACUGACUGUUUCUUUGUGUUUUUUUUUUUUUUUUCUGGUAAUAACAGGUUUCAUAAUUUGGCCGCGGUUCGGGUUAUAGGCUCCUGAUCGUGAGCAAAUAGCGAAAACCAAAGUAAACUAUAGCGUUGAAUCCGUUGGCCACGGAGAAUUGGUAUUAUUCUGCAAGUUCUUUACUACAGCAAGAGAGUAUACUCCCUUGACUAUGGGACAUUGGGCCGGGGAACUUAGUAUUUUGACCCGGCAUAGGGGAGGGAGGAGGGGGGGGAGGAGGUACCCUGGCCAGAUUCAAGUCACGGGGAUGAUCGAAGUAUGUUUUUUUUCUUGUUUUGAAAAUAUUUUGAACAAAUUUUUUUUUUUUAGCUGUGGCUUUACUUAAGUAUUCAAAAUAUUCUUUCUUUUUGGUCUUGAUUUUCCUUCCACGGGUCCUCACGACACUUGGAAUCCGAGGUACCCUCCUGUUUGGUACUUCGAAGGCAAAAAGCUGUUUCAAAGCCUAGUAGGUAAAUAAAAGAAAAAUAAAUAUGCAUGGCUGUUUCUACUGCGAUGAGGGGAGUUCUUGUCAAAAAUGUGAAAACUGUAUUAAAAUUGCUGACAACAGCUACGAAAAUUUCGUGACAGCAUGCUGACGUGACUAAAGCGUGUGACCAAUUUCCGGUCACACGCCAAAGGUCAUACGAUCUUGUGCGAUGUUUAUUAUCAGCCGACGAACGAUUGAAGUGAUGAAAGGUUUUCAAAAUCGAAGUCAUUAGUUUGCGAUGAAUUUUUAUUCCUUUUGCCUCCUGACUGAAGUAAAAACUCUUGUAACUCUUGCUUCGACGUGUUGGGACUUUCGAUUCACGGCCGGAUUCGGACGCAGUUGCUAAGCAAACGUACGUUUGUCUUUUGGCUAAAAAUUAUUUAUUUUGUGACUCAAAACGACGCAAAAGAAGUUGGAAAUAACUUUCCUUGCCGUAAAAAAGUGUUACAAGCAAUGGUGAGUAAUCCCUUCAUGUAAAACCUUUCUUUUUAGUUUGACAACCGUCCGCAAGCCGUCUAAUUUGCAUAAAUUUCCCAAUUCAAUUGCUCUCACCGCUUGCUUUGGUGUCAGGAUGAUAUUUGAUUUCCAGAGCUAAAACUUUCCAGUAAGUUAGUACAAAAGCCAAGGUUCCAUUUUAUAUUGAUUUUAUGAUCAAGCGGCAUAUACCAGAGGCCUUUUUUAAUAGUCAAAGUUGGCCUUCAUUUUCUAGCACGUCUAACGUCACAAAUAUGACCUCUUUACACUUGUCGAUUAUAAAAAUGUAAAGCAUUGUUUAUCAAAUUUUCUUUUAAGGUUUUCAAGAGUAAGAACAAAAUAAUAAUUCGGUGAAGUUUCAAUGUCAGGGAAUGUUUCUUACGCGUUCACCCUUCUCUCGAAGUUGUCAUUGCAUCCUGCCGUGUUUUGUGCGAAAAACGAGCAUAAAAUCGAUUUUUCAAACUUUUUUUAAUUUCUCCUUUAAAAUGAAUCGUUUGAACCCAAAACUAUUUUUCCUUAAAUAAGGUCACUAAAAGGGAUGUUUUGGCAAAAUAAAAAAAAAUUCGAUUUUUUGACGAGUGUCGUGCGAUUCUCGAUUUUCUCAGAUAAUGGCUCUUGAAGCUUUGCCUACAAAAAAAAAAUUAGAGAGCUAAACAGGGAAAUAAGCAGAAAGUAUAAUUAAAUGAUUAUUUGGACAUGUACCAUGCUGUUGAAGCCAGUCGGUGCAAACACAGAUAUGUUUUUAUUUUAUUUAAUCUUAUCUUUUGCUCAUUUUUAAAUUUAAAGAAAACAUUAAAAUUUUACUUCGUUCUUUUCAGGGAAGUCAUUUUUCUUUUUUUCAAUUCCUAUCGCGAUGAAACGUAAAUGGAUUUAACGGCUCCAAAAAGCGUCGCGUUUUAGGGUCGGUUGAUGUGAAAGAAAAUUUAAUAUAUAUUUUUACUGAAAGAAAGAUAUCCAAAGCUUUUAUCAGUGUCAGAACAGGAGUUAACACUCAGAAAAUAGUCAACUGAAGCAAAUAAUCCAACAAACCAAUCAAAACUUAGCACAUGCGUCGUGAAGCGCGCGCUGAAACGACUGCGACCAAGGCAUUGCCUUGAAUUCUGAUUGGGUGAGAAAAUAAGGUGAGAUAGCAAGCCAAUCAGGUAGUCAAGCAACCGACAAAUGACGUUUGUCAAUUGACUCAUCAAACCCUCUUUUUCACCUUGAAUAUUAAAGCCUUGUCUUCAGUUGAAGCAAAAUAUCUACCACACCAUAUCUCCUAAUGUCUCUUUUGCUGUUUACCUUUUUGCUGCUAAUAGAGGGAAGUACAGGUACAUGACCUGAAUUAUCCACUUUUCAUCAGUUUUUAUUAGCUUAAGUACUUCAAAGGCACUUUAUUGCACUAGAUUUGAUAGCAGUUCACAGAUGCAACCGUUUGCCUGGUGAAAAAACAGCCGAAAAUAACAAUCUUUUUUCUCAGGAUGAAACCCAAUGUCCUUUCUUUUCCUUUUUCGUAGGCAGCUACAAGGUUGGGAAACUCAAUGUCAGCACAUCCAGCGGAAACCUGUUUGCUUGCAAACAGGUUCUAUAUUCAGAGCCUUUUGGCAGCGGACAAGAAGUUAAGGUUUUGACUUCAUUCGGUCACUCAGUUAAGAAUCCAAAAGGUGGCAAAGGCGCCGCUAUCUGGCUGGAAUCAGAAAACCAAAAUGGAUUUAAGGCUUGCGUGUUAGAAUUCAGCGAUGGUUCCAAUGGUACUGCAGAGCUUAACUGGUUGGCGAUACAAGCUGCUCCUGUAGGGGCUCAACUGGGAACCGCUUCCUUGGACCAAUGGACCACAGGAACAGAGUGUAAGACGAUUUCCUUUCAACAGGUAAGUUUGGUUUCCUCGUCACAGUAUCCAGUUCUCUAGAGUAACUACUACUUCCUGACUGAGCUUUGAAUGGUACUUGGUGUUUCAAUUACGAUGCAAUACAAACUUUAUUAACACUCCCUAUAAUUAAAACUUAAGGCUUUUUUUGUGACAAGAAUUUGCGGUUCAACCGAGUGAAAACGUUCCACAUGGGAUUGUGGUGGUAACAACCCCGGAUACACAUGGCAAAAAGAGCAGUGAAGCGUGGAAUGCGGACAGAAAGACAGGAAAAGAACUACCUUUUUUGUUUUUGUUUUUUUUUUUGGUGUUAUUUGUUUUUGGUUUUGCUUUGUUUCGCAGAGGAACACUAGGAAAAAUAAAUUUCGAAACUGAGAAUGUUCAAGGACUUGAAUUUUGAAUCGGCGAUACAUGACAGCCUAUAAAAAGACCUAAUAUGUAUCUUUUGGCAUCUUAAAUUUGUUGACCAAAAUAAUAAAUAUGCAACUAAAGCAUCUGUAUUUUAUAACCAUGUUUUCGAAGAGUACCACACACGUAUAAAGAGUCAGAAGGUCGUACGCGUGCGCUUGGAUUACUGGCUUAUGCUGACAUUGAAAAAUACUUGUGAAAACAUUUAUUCAGAUAACAUUACAUCGUGAGAGUGUUUUUAAUAGGCUACGAAAACAGCCAUUUCUCCUCUCUCCUCACCGCUAGGGUUGUUUCAAAACGUCCCAAGCGGCAAGGGGCGAGGUGAAACGGCUGUUUACACAGGCUACAGUGUUUUGCCCAUGUGCUUACAUAUAGUAUUUUUACCGAUUUUUUUUUCUAUUCUUUUUUCCCUUGAUUUUUCAGCGUUUUUCGGCUCCCCCAACGAUACUUGUGACUCCUAGUCAUCAGGAUGCAGUCAGACCUCAGGACGCCCUGGUAUACUGGGUCGAAGACUCAACUCAGGACAGUUUCAAAAUUUGUCUCAGGGAGGUCAAGCUGUUCGAUGGACUUCACAAAAACAUCAAAAUUGUCAGUAAUUAUUGCUCUUUUUAAAAUUAAUAUAUCAUAUAAUUACGAAAUGAUACUACUUGAAUCACCCAUUUCUUUUCCUAAACAUUUGACGAUCUGCGGUUUGCCUCCCACAGUGUUAUAGCCUGCCAGUAAACACUUCAUCUAUGCUAACGAAACGGGCUGUGGGAAAGACGCACCCCUUUGAUCGCGUGCUGCUCCCACGUGACUUCUCGCGAUUCCCCUAAAUGGAGAGCUUGCUCGUAGGCUACCCGUGUAGGAUUAUGUAACAGCUACUGAUAAUUGAAUAGAGUUGUUAAUUGAUUUUCUCCAUUCCUUGACUUGCAGAAUUGGUUGGCUUAUAACAAUCUGACGCUUGAGAACUUCACCUUAAUUGAUACUGUUGAGUUUGCAAACAAAAAAGCACCAUCGAAACAGAACAACAUUCCUUUCUGUCAGGUAUUGUCAAAUUAAUCUCAUAAAGAAUAAGCAUAACUGAAGUAGAGAGCUCACCUCUGGAUUGGUUGUCACUUCCACUAUGAAUACCCCGUAAAUGCGGAAAAUAGAUAAUUGGUACGUUUAAGACCUGAGGUCCGCGAGGGGGUGGAUUUUGCUCUUUGAUAUUUAUGUAAUGCAGUUCCUCUACACUGGUCACAUGACCAGAAAUGUCAGAAAUUGUGGUCAAUUUUCAGAGCAGCUACCGUCUUAACUUCCCCAAAAUUGGAACCUUUGUGAAGCAUGUUAAACGUACUAGCAUAGUAUAAGAUGAUAAUUUCCUCUCGUCAAGCCAGCAUAAACCCAUAGAAGGGCACCUUAUAAAAUCCUGGGUGGGGGUUAAUUUACUAAAACUUUUACAAGUGUAAUUUACAAGUGUAGGUAUUAGGUGUGGUUACAUGAGACACGUUGAACAUGGUAAAUAACACUUUACCACGGCAAAUUAGCGUGGUGCGUGUGAUCGAUUGAAAUGGUUUUUUGGGCUAGAUUUAAGAACGAUAUUUCCCAAAAAGAUAUGUUCAAUUCCUGGCAUGCAAUCAAACGAUGGGAUGCAGCUAAACUGUAAAAUUGAAUCUAAAGUCAAGAUUAAACAAAUGGUACUAUGUACCUUCUCUAAAUUAUCAGUAAUCACAUACUAGUUGAAAUUCAGCUAAACUCUACGUGAGUAGAAAUACGAAACAUGAAAUACUGUCAUCAUCGACGACGAUUAUUACCGCAAUAUGGCCAAUGAAGCCGUAAAGCGGCUAAAUUAACUUGGGAAUUAAUUCGUGUGGAAACACAUGUUACCACGGUAAACUAAACCCUCGUUAAAAUUAACCACGGCUACGAAACGUGGGAAAUGCCCUUCACCGUGGUGUGUGUAACCGCACCUAUUGUUUUAGAGUAUGAAAACAAUAGCCACACUUGUAAAUUAUACCAGUUAAAUUUUUAUUAAAUUGGCCCCUGCCUUUCGCUUUGCAGCACAUUAACUUCACAGACCCAUUUUACGCUACACCAGUGGUUAUUGUAAUGCCAAGGCUGGCUUACAACAAAUCGAUUUCGUCUGUUGGAUCUAAAUGUUCCGCUGCUAUCGCUUGGGUUGAGGUGAGGUUCCUGAUUGUAAUUUGUUUUGCACAACCUAUUCCAUCUUAACGCUGAUGUAAAUAAAUCGGAUUCUGGCCCCAGUUGUUCAAAAGAUGGAUAGCGAUACCGUCACCAUCCAGUGGAUAAGAAAUUAGGAAAACCAAUUGCGCUGUUCAGUGGAUAGAGAUUUAUCCGAUGGAUAGCGUUAUCCACCUUUUGAACAACUGGGGCCUGGUUUCCAUGCUCUGAAUUCCUCAUUCCAGGUAAGGGAUUCUGAAAUUCUUGUCAGAGGAACUUGGACUCCGUUAGUAGGAUACCGGAUUCCUUGACUUUAAUUACGGGCUCCAAAGACCAGGAUUCCGAAUUUCGCAAGCCAAAAUUUUCUUGUUCUCGAACUACACGUGCAAAAUUUUCCUGGAUUCAGUAAUCAGGAUUAUCCUACAUGGGGCAAAUUGGAUCCCCUUUAAGCCACUUCUGACUUCGCUUCCAUCCAAGUUCAUCUGUUUCAUCCAAAAUUCAGCCAUUUUUUUUUUAAAUAUCUACUUCUACGAAUUUUAUGUCAUACGAUUUGACCUUUUUUUUUCUCCCUAUAGUACGCUUCCACAACAGGCAUGGAGAUUUGUAUGAGAAACUACGAUUACAGCAAUAAGCAUUCUUUCAGUGUCGAUUACAUGGUUAUCGGAGGUGAGUAUAAAAUGACUCAUUAAGGUGAAUUAACCAGAAAGCAUGCGUGCAUUUCCAGUAUGCUUAGAGACGCACUACGAACAACGCAGCUAACUCGUUUUGGUCGGUCACUGAAUCGAAAUAGAGAUAAAAUUAAAAAAGGAAAAGAAAAAGUGCUGCUUUUGGCACUUGGACAACUGCAGCAGAAAAGUCGAAUUAUUCAGUAAAUGGACAGUCAUGUAACCUCAUGUAGCUUGACGAUGCCAACGACGUCGUAUCUCGUCACCAUUUACUGUAAGGAGCCUUAAAAAAUUCAGUGGAUAGCUUCAAAGAGCAAGCGAAUGUCGCACAAACGUUCAUUUUAGUCAUCGGCGAAGAUUUUUGUCAAGUAAAUGUAACUAUCCUUGGCAUGCUGUUCUUUGGCGUUUUCUUUACUGAAACUUAACAUAAAUUGCAUAUCCAGCCAAUCGUAAGGCACGCCUUUCCGUACCCGAACCCCCUACUCCUCCCCCCCCCGCCACACCCGUCACUCGGUUGACUUUCCUUAUAACUCCCUUCCAGCGUUGCCGCCCGCCAGUUCCUCUUCUUACUGAGCUUCGUUCUUUCUCUACAAUUUCUCACGCAAUUUUGCUGCUACCUCACCAAUUUACUUUGCCUAAUUGUUGCAUACUUUUUCUAUCCCUUGGUAACGUUAAGACUUACAUAAUUUUGUCUCAUUUUUUAAAACCCGUUUUAGACUUGGAUCCUUGUCUAGGUGUAACCUGUGAUUUUGGUUUAUGUAAGGCAUUUGGUCCCUACGAUGCCCGAUGUGUGUGCAUAGACAAAUGUCCGUCAUUUCAGAAACCUUUAUGCUCUUCAAACGGCACGACGUAUGACAACGAGUGCCUCUUUGAACAAGAGAUGUGCCUGCUACGACAGAACUUUACUGUACAACAUCCUGGUAGCUGCGAAGGUGUGAAACCAGUUUUUUUAAACUAUUUUUUAGGGAUGGGUACAAUCUUUCGGCGCAACCAUUUCUAGAACGUUUGGUCGGACAAGACUAGUGUUAUAUAUGAUUAGUUUAAUGUUUGCUAUAAAUACCACCGACCACCUACCAAUCAUAACUAACACUUGUCCACCAAAACGAUCAGAUAAGUCAUUGCACUCAAAGCUUGUAUCCAAUCUCCCUACAGUUUCUGAAUUGGGGAAUUGCUCUUGCUCUUUUCACAGUCACGCCAUGCUGUAAGGCUGGGGAAAAUCAAAAUCGUCACUCUUCAUUAGUUAGAGACACUUGUUAAGGCUUGUACAAAAAACUUUUUGUACUUGAAACUUUCAGGGAAAUAAUGUUUCAACUGAAUUAAUUGAGCUUCAAAGAUGCCAUUUUAUUUUGUGUGAAUUUUCUUUGCAUUCUAACCUACCAAUGGUGGCCAGUAUUAAACUUCCUUUAAGUGUCGCCUUUGAAAGGAGCCUUUAGAGAUUGUUAAUAGAGUUUUAUCAUAGGGAGAUGCCUUGAUGAGCCACUAAUUUUGAUUUGUGUUCUUAAAUAGGUUUUCCAUUUCAAAGAGGACGGCGCCACAUGCCUCACAUACCAUCCUUGGGAUACUCCCACUGCGAAACAAUCCAUCUGCAGCAUUUCGUUUUCUAUCCUGACAAACCAAUAGAAGUACAGAUCACAGUCAAUCACAUCGAUACAAGUGAUAUGUCUUAUGUCCACGAUGCCACAGUGUCGUGGGUGGAAGAAGUGAAUUUGGAUAGAUUCACCGCGUGCGUGAUGGCUGCAGGUUUCAACGAGCGAAAGUCAUAUGCUAACAUCACAGUGGAUUGGCUGGCGUAUCAAGGAGCCCCAGUGGGUGGAGUGUCGGGAGAAGUGCGUAUAUCACAAUGGUGGACUGGAACAACUUGUGAGGUUGUGAAGUUUCCAGCGGUUAGUGAUUUCUUUUCUUGUAACCUGGACAAUAUUUUAGCAUUAGUCAUUUUAAACACAUCUACUUUGCGUUUAUAUAAGAUAGACACUAUAGAAAAACGAAAAGCUCAAACUGUUGCUGGUUUUCAGUGUCACGCCAUUCAAAAUAGAUCAAAAUAAAAAUCAAAACUGUUCAGUAGAUAAAGUCCAGAAUCUGGGAAAUGAAAGGAGGUAAAUAUGCAAAGACCCUCGCCAAAUUUCAGGUGAGAGGAAUGUUUCGUCUACGAGAUAUCCGAAGAAACGUUCUACCCAGAUUUAUAGAGAUUUGUAUGGAGAUGCCAUGCUGGUGUUCAUACGGAUGAGCACCAACAUGGCGGACGGAAACCAACAGAAACAUCUGUUACCGCGUUUGGCCACAAAAGCGUGAAUUUAUUCUUCGAGGAACUCAUAAACAUUAAAGUUAUAUUUUUCUAAUACAUCAACUGUUUACAUAAAUAGUAAAAUUCCCUGAAUCAAGUCAUUUUUUAACCUACAUAACAGCUCUCUUGGCCGUCAUGUAAAUGCCGCGUCACGCAAAAGCUUAGAAAUUCAAGCGUGCUCUAUCACAAAACUAAGAACCCUUUUGAAGCAAAAAUUUGUAUGAAAAUUAGUUUUCAACAGCUCUAAUACAUCAUGAAAGUAAAAUCUCGGUGGGAUCGAUAGUUUUGUAGUUUGAAUUUUAGUGACGUCAUUAUGUGAAAACCAACAAUAGACUAAAGAGACUUUAAAGACUAUAGAGCAUUCCCACUCAAGCGGCUAGUAAACGGAAAACAGCUCAGUAAUGUGGAUUGUGCUACCUUAUUAGGCGUAGAAAUUGACAGCAAAUUGUCAUUUAAUGAACAUAUUGAGAAAGUAUGUAAAAAGUUGGCCUCUAGAAUCGCAAUACUGCGUAAGAUUCGAGCCUGUGUACCUCUUAAACAGCGACUUCAGUUUUAUAAUAGCAUUAUUCGCCCUGUUAUGUCUUACGCUAACGUUGUUUGGGCAAAUUGCGAUAAAGAGUCGGUUUAUAGGGUCUUAAGAUUGCAAAAACGUGCGGCACGCGUUAUUUCUUAUGCCGGUCGCAUGACACCAUCAGUUGCUUUGUUUAACAAGCUAGGUUGGAUUCCGUUUUAUGAGCAACACAAGAUAGAUAAAUGCAUAAUAAUGUACAAGCGAAUUAAUGGGUAUUUGCCGAAUUAUCCAAAUGAACACUUAAUUUUGAAUAAUAAGCGGCACUCCCGCAACACUAGAUAUUCAAGCAUUAAUGCUGUUUGUCCUAAAUAUAGAAGAGAAACAGAGGGAGGACGCUCUUUCGCUGUUUCGGCAACAAGACUGUGGAAUAGUACACCAAUUAAAAUUAGGAAACUAGAUUCUGUAGCAUGUUUUAAAAAGAACAUGUUUGCAAAGAUUUUUAAGGAACAACAAUGUUUGCAUCAUUUUAUCAUUUAAUAUAUAUAUAUAUUUUUUAUAUAUAAAAAUCGAAUCUUGUUUUAUUUUAAAUGUUUAUAUAUUUUAGCUUACAAUAUCUAUUAGAUUGUAAAUAGUUGUGUAUUUUAUGAGGGCCACAAGUUUAUUAGCCUUUGGCUAUUAGGUGCUACCCUCUUUAAAUAAAGGCUUUACUUACUUACUUACUUACUUGCUUAGUAUUGAUGCAAAUUUAAUACAACAAGAGAAAGCGUUUACAUAAGAAAAGCUAAGACUACAACUCCCGCAAUUUCAGAGACUCUUGGUGGCGAACGUUUUUCGUUUGACGUCAACGUACACAAGGGCAAUUGCGCUUUAAGCAUCACGAAAAAUAUAAUGAUCCAUUUUUUCUUAAGCAAUAUUUUUUAUAAUUGCUAUUUUCUAUUUAGAUAAAAAAAGAGCUUAUGUGUAGUGAGACUGCGGAGUUGAGACAAGCAUUUUUUUUAACCUCGUUUUCCCCUAAUUAUUAAAAAAAUAACAUGCUACACACAAUAUUCAGUAGUCUCAGGUGGUUCUUAUAAAUUGGGGAUUAAAAUACCCACAUUUCAGUCGAAUGGGGUGUUAAUCAUUAGUGAUUGAUACUCGUUUUGUAUGUAUCUCGGCUUUUUCUUGCUGAUCAUCCAAUUUUAUCCAAAUUUCUACAGGGUAAAUUCUCACAGCAACCAUUCGUUUUUGUUACCGCUGCACAUCAUCAUGCUGGACUGAAGCGGGACGCUGCGAGCGUUUGGUUGGAGGACAUCACACAUUCUUCCUUUAAAAUUUGUUUAAGGGAAUUGGAGAACUACGCAGGAUCUCAUGAAGACAUCUUUGUCGUGAGUGUUGCAUCCGUUGCUGACUAUCUACUGCAAUCUUACGGUCGUAACUUACAUUAAACUGAGCCGAAGCGGUUAAGGGUUGAAAAACAGGCACUAAAUGGGUUGAAAGGGACAGCGCAAGGGCGGAAGCAGUUACUGUUUUCGCUCGCUUGAGAGAUCAUUCUUUUGUGCGCGUACUGCCUUAGAAAAAUUCUAUCAUCAUGAUCGUCAUCGUCACCAUCGUCAUGAUCGUCAUUAUCAUAAUCAUCAGAAGACUGAAAGCUUUUUCAUUUACAUCCAUCUGGUAGUGCGUUUUAACACAGAGAAGGUUUUCCUCUGGUUUCAUAUCAACGCGUUUUUUUCUUGGCUUUGUAAGCUUAAAUUAAGACAUAGAUUCCGUUGAAUGUUUGGCUUGCAAUUCAUUAAUAGUCAAAAUUAUUCACCAUCCUAUAACUUUGCUCCGGGUUAUCGCAACCCCCAUAACAUUUCAGAAAGUCUCUUUACUAUGACUUCUUUGAGUAAUAUACAUAUAUCAAUAUGAAGAGCUAAUAAGAUUUGAAGGGCAUUAUCUAACUGGAAAAUACAAUUUCAUGUUAUUGGUCAGUAUUUAUUCAGAAUAAGUUGAUAUUCGCUGCAGCUUUUAAGCAUAAAAGCCGGGCGUGAACGUGGAGUGGGCAAUUGGCCGCAUUGGUUAUACAGGACAUGAAACAUAUAGCUCCCAGUAAAAGAGUAUCACUUAUUUAAAUAUAUUAGUAAUUAUUCUCUUAUUUUGUUUACUAGAAAUGGCUGGCGUUGUUGUCUUUUCAUUCGCCCUUUUUCUCAGAACACAGUUCAGUUUAUUUUGCGAACACUCAGCACCCACCGGCUGAUCACAAUAACGCCUUUUGCAAGGUCAGUGUUUUUUUUUCUUUCUUUGUUGUUUUCUUUGAGGGUGGUAGCUUUAACCUGUAUUUUUGACGGUUGACGGUAAAAAUAACCCUUUUUUGACGGUUGAAAGUUAAAUUUUAGGGUGUUUGACUGUUGACGGUUAACCCCAUUGAAGCCCUCCUCUUUGACUCCAUUACCUUUUACGGUAUAACGAAAAAGUGUCUUAUGCUAUGGUUGACAGGAUCUCCAAUUCAAAAAGAUGUAUAGGAAGGCUCCAAGUAUAUUUGUAUCUGCAAAUCACACCUCAAAAGGUGGCAAUGUAGACCCUAUGCACAAUUCCAUUACCGCUUGGGUAGAGGUAGGUCAAUCCAAUUCUUUUGAUGUCAUUAAUAAAACCUUUAGUUUACCAUUAAAUCAAUUCAGUUUCUAUUUUUAAAAAGUCAUGCAAAAGUCAGCCGAUUUUUUGGACGAAAAUGGCAAGAAAAAAGGCAAAAAUCACUGAAGGAAUUGAUCUGUGUGAAAGAAAGAAAAUAGAAAAGAAAAGAAAAAGAAAAAAAGAUCACCGCUCAUGGCCCUUACUCGCUAAGUAAUUUGACUUAGCGAAAUAAUUAUUACUUGUAAAUUACAAAGUCACAGUGUCAGUACAAAGAAAUAUGUUUACCAAGCGUUAUGUUUGAAUUUACAAAUGGAGUGUUUUGAAAUGACGUCACGUCCGCCAUAUUGGUCUAGUGUACCAAAACAAUAAAACGGCGGCCAUAUUGGUGUUCCAAAAGUUGGACCUUUUUGUUUUGUAAAAACGUUCUUUUGUUCCGGUAAAUUUGCAUAGCUAUUUUAUUGGUGAUGAAGACUGUGAAAUACGGAGUCGAAAGCUACAAGACUAAAAAUCUGAGAAAUCUGACAAGUUUAACUACCGAGGUCAAGAAUGAGCAAUGUUUACUUUUUCUGGUGGCCAGGUCCUAGCGGCUGAAUUUUGUGACAUUUCCUACAUGACAAAAUCUUGUGUAUUGCUUUGCAGUACAUCAACACGACCGGAGCUCGAGCGUGUUUCAAGGAAUUGUUUGUGUCAAAGUAUGACCCUCUAUCUAUAUCAUACACCAUCAUGUCAGGUUAGUAGUUACAAGCAUUUUUACUUUAACCACUAUCAUAUGAUCACGAUAUCCAUGGCAAUGAACAUGAUCAUGGCCAUCACCAUUAUCACCAUCAUAAACAAGAUUAUCAUCAUAGUUAUCAUCGUCAUCGGCACCGCGGGCCAUGACAGUACCAAAACCGGAUGACAGAGUCGAUCGUCAAACGUUUCAGGGGACUUUAAAAAUAUCAUUGUCAGCAGUAAAGCAAUUGUAUGUUUUAUCCAUCCAAAUAAAGUUGUCUGUUGUCGGAUCCGAAGGUGAGUAAAUCAGCGUAGCAUUUAAUGCAAACCGGGUCUAUCUCCUAGGUUCUUCGCAGGCACAAUUAAGUGUGAAUAAUCCCGCCAAAUGCUUAACCCUUUAAACCCUAAGAUUAGAAUUUGAAAUCUCAUUUGUUGACGUUAUUCAUUUCCUACAGAACUAGAGGGGAGAAAUUGAUAAAAUAUCACGAAAAUUUAUCUUGUGAUCAUGCCCGUAAUUCUCAUGUCCACUCUUUUUUACAAAGCAUUGAUAUUACAAGGAGAAAUUUGAUGCUGAUUACUCUUAGGGCUUAAAGCGUUAAGACCCAGCCAACGGCUUCUCGUUUGUUGAUUACUUAUACUUUCAUUGCUUUUUACAUUAUAGAUAUUUGUCCACCAGAAUGGAAUUACUUUGACGGUUUUUGCUACUUUACAAGUCGCCAAUGCACCUCAUGGCUAAACGCUGAAUCAAACUGCACUGCAAUGGGUGCAAAUUUUGUAACAGUCCAUAAUCAAGAAGAAAACGUCUUCAUCCAGCAUCGCAUUGAUGGAGGGAGAUCCUGGAUUGGGCUUAACGACCGAAGUGUGGAGGGCUCCUUCGUUUGGACGAACAAAGAAGUAAGCAGUUUUAGGUUCUGGGCUGCAGGACAACCAAACAAUUGGAAAAAAGAAAACUGCGUGCACACCCUAGGAGCAAAGCAUGGCUAUACAUGGAAUGAUGUACCGUGUGAUAACUGCAACAACUUCACAUGUUUUAAAGGUAAUAAUACAGUGCAGAUAUUAUAUUGCUACCUUAAUAACAUAUUGAAAGGAGUUUGACAUGAUCUCAACAAAUUUCUUACUUAAACCUUAGCUUCAAUGGAUACCAUUGUAGGCAGAAUAAUUCCGUCCAAAAGUUUUUGGAAUGGGCGUCGCACACUCUGGAAGGGUUUUAUUACUAUAAUUUGAAGCUACAAAAUAUUAUGAGGAUUAAUCGGUUUUCCCACUAAAAAUGGCAUUAACACUAAAAAAGUAAUAAGGCUACAAACGAGCAUGAAAUUUCUGUUACGGUUUCCCAAUCUGUGGUUCAUGAUUCUAUUAAUCGAAACGGCUGCCCGCUUUUCAUGGACGAGUGUACUUCUAAUUACCAUAUCUGUGACAACAAUGCCGUUUGCCAGAACACAGAGGGUUCUUACACCUGCAGUUGUAAGGCAGGAUAUACAGGGGAUGGGAAGAUUUGUAGUGGUGAGUGAUUUGGUGUUUUCUUAAUUGCCUUCUUGUUGAAAGAUGAUGAUAAUGAUGAUGAUGAUGAUGAUGAUGAAAAAAUUGCUAUGAGCACGGCGAAUAUUCAGAUGGCCAAAAGGGAUCCUUGAGAGUGGUGAUUUUUGACCAAAAUAGCGAAUCCGGUCAAAAACUGCCAGCAAUGGCGAGUCAGGUAUAAAAAUCACCGAAGGGUUGACGGAAAUUUAAAUGAGGCUCUCUGACGAAGGCCGUGAUGAUGGUGAUGAUAGCGGUGAUGGUGGUGGAAGUGGAGGUUGUAAUUGCUGUGGCAAUUUUGACGAAAAUGGCGAAUCUGGCAAAAGAUCGCCAAAGGGUUGACGAAAAUUUAAAUGAAACUUCAAGAGUUGCCCCUUGCAUAUCUCUGACGAAGGCGUGAACUUGAUGAUAGCAAUGAUGGUGGAGGAAGUGCGGAGGUUGUGGUUGCUAUGGCGGAGAUAACGAUUAUCAUAUCUUAAGAUUUCCUCAUGUUUUUACCGUAAAGCAAUUUGAUUGAUAACAAUGGCGAUGAGGCUCCUUUCGCGUAGAUGCCAACGGAUAGCAGCCAAUUGUCAUUGGUCAUUUUUAUUUUAUUUUUUACUAUUUUGCUUUCGCCUUUUAAAAGUAUCGAAAUGCAACCGUUCUUUUCAUUCCCUCAGAUAUCGACGAGUGCGCAAGCGGAGUACACGAUUGUCACCGUUUCGCCUCAUGUAGAAAUACCGAUGGGUCUUACAGUUGUUCCUGUAAUCAUCCCUCCACAGGAAAUGGAAAAACAUGCUCGCAUCCUGUGGCACCGGGUAAGUAUCUGGCAUACAUCGCAAGCCUAGAAAUUAUUUCAAAAGUCCCUGAGAGCAAUCUUUCUUCGACGAGCUCGGUAAUUAACAGCUACUAAAAGGAUGCUUUGUGGAGCUCUGGCAUUGAUAUCUCUGCCAAAAAUUGUAACAAUAAUGGUUAUAAUAAUAGUAAUAAAGACAAUGAUAAAAUAAUGAUAAUAACAAUAAGAGCAAUAAUAAUAAUAAUAAUAAUAAUAAUAAUAAUAAUAAUAACGAAUUAAACUUUAUAAGAUGUACAAUUGGAGAAAUUAGGGGGGUGUCCUUAACUGAUCAGAUCUAAUAAAUUUAUUAAUACAUUUGUUACACGACAAUUUAAUCUUAUAUUCUUACGCUCCACUUUUCAGAGUGCCAAAAUUACCAAAGUCUAAACGAAUCCGACAGAAACGUGAAGUACAGCCGUACUUACGGGCUCAAAUGUGACGAAAAAAUAGGCCCCGGCUGGUUCAGAUUUGAAGGGGCAGCAGGGACGAGAAUAGCAACUUCAUGUACGCCCGCUUGGAGAUGUAAUACUGAUGCAACAGGCUGGAUGACUAGUGGUCACCCAACAGUGGCGGAGGGCGUGGUAAGCCGCACAGUCUGUUUCCGAUGGGACUAUUGCUGCUAUUGGAGCACAACCAUAAGAGUUCGAAACUGCGGAAGCUACUACAUCUAUUUCCUUGAUGGCACGGACGGUGUAAAGAACUGUUCAAUGCGCUAUUGCGGUACCGACUGAUCAAAACCAGGAGCCCAUGUCAAAACUGAAAAAAGUGCUUUUACACAUUUAAAAAAAGAGUAAUGCGUUAAAGUGAACUAAAGGACACGUUUGUAACUCUUUUUGUAUGAGGAAAAAAUG